AUGUAUCUAAUUUUUACAAAGCCAUAUGAGGUGAGGACUUUCCUUACCCCAUACACAGACGAGACGCGCUUCCGAGGUGGCGCGGUGGCCAAGAACCCGCCUGCCAGCGCGGGAGACCCAAGAGACACGGGUUCAGCCUCUGGGUCGGGAAGGCCCCCGGGAAAGGAAAUGGUAACCCACUUCAGCGCCCUGCCCGGGAAAUCCCGUGAACGGAGGAGCCUGGUGGAUACCGUCCGUGGCGUCGCGAGGUGCCAGACACGACUGAGCACGCGCACAGCCGCAGACGACCGAGAGAAGCGGAACCCAGAGACCACGUGGCCUUCCCGAAGGCGCCCAGCCGGACGCCGCACGGGCUGA
Molecule: messenger RNA, 357 nt
Organism: Rangifer tarandus platyrhynchus (Svalbard reindeer)
Lineage: Eukaryota; Metazoa; Chordata; Mammalia; Artiodactyla; Cervidae
Source: the annotation of a GenBank genome assembly